Molecule: messenger RNA, 2082 nt
Organism: Adineta steineri
Lineage: Eukaryota; Metazoa; Rotifera; Eurotatoria; Adinetida; Adinetidae
Source: the annotation of a GenBank genome assembly
AUGUUUUUGAGAAUUUUUAAUCGUUGUGCUUCGACAGCAACUGCUAGUCGUCCAACAAGUUUUACAUUCCCUCAACGUCUUAAUCGUUCACCAACAGCAAUACUUGAAGCAUUAAAUUCAUGUGUUCAAACUGAUGGUGGAAAUCCAGCAUAUAUCUUUAUGGAUGAUCCAUUUCUAAUACCAACAUCAGGACAUGAAAAACGACAAUUAGCAUUAUCAAAAGCUUCAGGUAAAAAAGCGGCUCGAUGGAUUAUUGAUCGAUAUUCUUAUGCAUUUUUUCAUGAUGUUGCUGCACCAUCAAUACCAUCAUAUUUCCCAAGUUAUACAUUUGAUGAAAAAGAAUUUAUUGAACCAGAUGAAACAACUCUAUAUAAAUUAAUGAAUUGGAAUAAAAUUACAAAAGCAUAUGAAAUAUACAAAAAAUGUUUAGAGAAUAAUGUUGAUAUAUCAAGUACAUGCAAAUAUGCCUUAUUUGAUUUAUUAUGUAUUUAUAAUAGUGAAAAUCCAAUGGAUACUUUACCACCGGAAGAAGAUUGGUAUAGAAGAGAAUUAAAUGAAACAAAUCAAUCAGGUUUAACUAAACGAACUUGGAAAGAUAAUGGUUUAGCUGAACAAAUGUUCGAAGAAUUAAAACUUUCUGCAACAUCAGUUGAACAAAAAAUUCGUCUCUAUAAUUCAUUUGCUAGUGGUUUACUUAAAUAUAAUUAUGCUGAAAAAGCUAUGACAAUUCUUGAUGAAAUGAGACAAAAUAAGAUUUCAAUUGAUUUAACAACCUAUAAUUAUCUUCUUCGUUCAAUUAGUUCUAUUAAAGAAUCUUAUGAAGCACGCUGGCAAUUUAUAACUGAAUGUUUACAAGAUAUGAAACAAAAUUCUAUUCAACCAAAUUUACGUACAUUUAAUUCAAUACUUUAUACAUUAAGACGUUGUUCAUUAUAUGAACAAGGUCCCAUAUUAGCAUUAUCAAUACUAAAGGAAAUGCGACAAUGUGGAAUUGAACCAUCAUUAGGUACAUGGGCACAUAUUAUUAUGAUAUUUUAUCCAAAUGAUCAAAUUGGUUAUGAAACACAAAUAUUACCACAGAUUAUGGAUGAAUUAGAAAAACAAUAUGAAUCAAAUGGACAUCAAUUUCAAUGGAAAGAUAUUGAUGAUAGUGAAUUCUUUUUUAAUGCAAUGUUUAAAGCGACAGUAAAUUGUCGAGAUAUUGACUUAGCUAAACGUAUUCAUCGUUUUCUUAUGACUGGUUCAAAUAGUCGUUUUAUCCCUGAUGGUUUUAAAGAACAAAUGUAUUAUGCAAAUUUAUUUCGUUUACUUUUUCGUGUUGAUAUGCCUGAACAGGUUAUGCCAUUAUGGGAAUCCGUUGUACCAAAUAUUUAUUCACCAUCAAUAAAUGUUAUUGAAGAUCUAAUGGAAUUUAUUUCAACAUGGAAUAUAAAUGAUUAUUAUGUUCGUCUUUGGUCAGAUUUACUUAUGUUAGGUUUUAUUGAUAAUAAACAAAAUAAUCGUCGAAUUAUUGAACGUUAUUUAAUGUUACUUAAUCGUACAAAUACUCAGGAAAAUUUAUCGAAAGAUCAAAUUAAACAAUAUGCAAAUAUAGCACGACAAAUAUUAAAACGUUUUCCUUUAGUACCUGAAGAAGAACAAAAAUUUGAAAAUACGAAUGAUAAUCAAAAACAAGAAAUUAGUGAAGAACAACAACGAAGAAAUCAAUUUAAACAACUUCAACCAGUAUUUCAAUAUAGUGGACAAUUAUUAUCAAAUCUUAUUUGUUUAUUAGCACAAGCCGAUGAUUUUGAUGCUAGUUGGUCAUUAUACGAACAUUAUUUAUCGAAUAAAAAUACACUUAUUAAUCCAUUAAAUGAAAAAAGUCUUAUGUUAUUAUUAUCAUUAUCAAUCAAACAAAAUCAUAUUAAUCGUGCAUUAGAUAUAAUUGAAACAAUCAAUGAACUUAAUUAUGAAUGUUUAAGUGAUGCACUUGAUCUACUUAAUCGUAAUGUUAAUUUAAGUAUUAAUGAUCGACAACGUUUAAAAACAAUACAAAAAAAUUCUUCAUUAGAGAGUGCACAUCAUGUUAAACUUAUUUAG